This is a messenger RNA of Equus quagga, 1374 nucleotides long. It is a transcript of the gene USH1G, whose product is annotated as USH1 protein network component sans. Lineage: Eukaryota; Metazoa; Chordata; Mammalia; Perissodactyla; Equidae. Gene Ontology annotation, biological process: equilibrioception; sensory perception of sound; sensory perception of light stimulus. The transcript is spliced from 2 exons. The record is from RefSeq and is a predicted model, not a curated record. Gene Ontology annotation, molecular function: protein binding. Bases 1 to 1374 code for a protein of 457 amino acids.
AUGAAUGACCAGUACCACCGGGCGGCCCGGGACGGCUAUCUGGAGCUCCUCAAAGAGGCCACCAGGAAGGAGCUGAACGCCCCCGACGAGGACGGCAUGACCCCCACCCUCUGGGCUGCCUACCAUGGCAACCUGGAGUCGCUGCGCCUCAUCGUGAGCCGCGGGGGUGACCCGGACAAGUGUGACAUCUGGGGUAACACGCCGCUGCACCUGGCAGCUUCCAAUGGCCACCUGCACUGCCUCUCCUUCCUGGUGUCCUUCGGGGCCAACAUCUGGUGCCUGGACAACGACUACCACACGCCGCUGGACAUGGCCGCCAUGAAGGGCCACAUGGAGUGCGUGCGCUACCUGGACUCCAUCGCGGCCAAGCAGAGCAGCCUCAACCCCAAGGUGGUGGGCAAGCUGAAGGACAAGGCCUUCCGCGAGGCGGAGCGGCGCAUCCGCGAGUGCGCCAAGCUGCAGCGCAAGCACCACGAGCGCAUGGAGCGGCGCUACCGGCGCGAGCUGGCCGAGCGGUCCGACACGCUCAGCUUCUCCAGCCUCACGUCCAGCACCCUGAGCCGCCGGCUGCAGCAUCUGGCGCUGGGCAGCCACCUGCCCUACUCGCAGGCCACGCUGCACGGCACCACCAGGGGCAAGACCAAGAUCCAGCGGAAACUAGAGCGGCGCAAGCAGGGCGGCGAGGGCACCUUCAAGAUCUCCGAGGACGGCCGCAAGAGCGUGCGCUCGCUCUCGGGCCUGCAGCUGGGCAGCGACGUGAUGUUCGUGCGCCAGGGCACCUACGCCAACCCCAAGGAGUGGGGCCGCUCCCCGCUCAGGGACAUGUUCCUCUCCGACGAGGACAGCGUCUCCCGUGCCACACUGGCGGCCGAGCCUGCCCACUCGGAGGUCAGCACCGACUCAGGCCACGACUCCCUGUUUACCCGCCCCGGCCUGGGCACCAUGGUUUUCCGCAGAAACUACUUGAGCAGCGGGCUGCACGGGCUGGGCCGCGAGGACGCCGCGGGCACGCCGCGGGGUCGGCUGCAGAGCUCCCCCAGCCUGGACGACGACAGCCUGGGCAGUGCCAACAGCCUGCAGGACCGCAGCUGCGGGGAGGAGCUGCCCUGGGACGAGCUGGACUUGGGCCUGGAUGAGGACCUGGAGCCCGAGACGAGCCCGCUGGACACCUUCCUGGCCUCCCUACACAUGGAAGACUUCGCCUCCCUCCUGCGGCAGGAGAAGAUCGACCUCGAGGCGCUGAUGCUGUGCUCGGACCUCGACCUCCGCAGCAUCAGCGUCCCCCUGGGGCCCCGCAAGAAGAUCCUGGGGGCCGUGCGAAGGCGGAGACAGGCGCUGGAGCGCCCGCCCGCCCUGGAGGACACAGAGCUGUGA